AUGGCCACUACCUGUCACCCCAUGCUGGCCAGAGGCUCUGCCCAGCGGGCUGCUGGCUGCCUCCCUCCACCUCAGGGCACCAUAACCCAACACCAGUUCCAGCAGGCACAAGAAAAAGAGGAGACUGAGCCGGAGAAAGAAUUGCUAGAACUGAAGCCUGUGCAGAAAGAGGACCUGGACCUUAAGCCAAAAGUGGAGCUGGAGCCCGAGCCAAAGCCCAAGGACCCUGAGCAGCAGGAGUAUAGGACAGAGUUCCUCCAGCCCUUCCCGCAGCAGGACAUCAGCCAGUGGAGCGUGAGGUCCAAUUCCAGCUACCUGAGUGCUGCCGAGGAGGGCAGGGCGUCCGCCAACCAUCGCUCCAUCCGCGUGCAGACCUCCAAGCACCUCUUCUGGGCAGACAAACUCAUCCAGGCUUCCGAACACAGCCUGCAGCAGGCGGUCGGCAGGCAGCUGGACAAGAAGAGUACAGGUAAGGCCACCAGCCAUCAGGACCAGCAGUCCAACCUCAAGGACGCCACGUGCUCCAAGCAGCAGCUCCAGAGCCCCCACGCCCAGCCAGCUCCUCGGGCCGCAGACGCCCAGCAGCCACCGGAUCCCCACCCGGCCUCCCCCAGUCCCUCACCAGCCAUUGGCCUGGCAGAGCUGAUCAACUUUGCAUCUUCCUUGGCCGUGGCCUCCUCCAGCAAUAUGGACUUGCCCAAAUUGGAGCAUAUGAUCAAAGCUCCACCGCAGAAGGCCGAGGCGCCUUCUACAGAUCCUGCCGUGCCACCGGCCGUGGACCAGCCAGAGAAGGAAGAGCUCGCUAAGGAAUGGUUAGAGAAACCACUUGAAGCAGGGGAGCCACAGAAAGCUUGGAAGCAGGAAGACAAGAGCUUCCCCCACCCUUACCUUGACUUCAACAAGCCGGGGGUCAAGAGGGCCACCAUCGAGGGGGAAGUGAAGCUUCUCCAGGCACCCACCAUAUCGCCUCCGCCUCAAGGAGCCGUGGAAGAGCCUCCACAGAAGCCUCGAAGACUGCCCCCACCAGACCCAGGAGAGGAGCAGCCCUGCAGGAUGCAGAAGGGGAGGCCACAGCAGCCUACUGCCCUGCUGACCCAGGUGGAGCCAGCAUCCAUCAGGGCCACAGGGGCUGAGCAGGCUUCCCCGAGGGCCAGGGAGUGCAAGCGCCUUGCAGCUACCCGUUUGGUGCAGUCUGGCUCAGGUUCUGGGUCUCAGAGCAGAAGCAGCUGUGCAGACGAGAACCUGCUACCCAUGACACCCCGGCAGCUGGCAGCGUUCCAGGAGAUCUUCAAACUGUUCAGCCCCAGCCCGACAGGCACUGUGGACAUGCGCAGCAUGAGAGCUGCCCUGCGCCACAUGGGUAUCCAGCUGAGCCCUCAGGAGAUGUGUGAGGCUCUGCGGCAGGCAGACCCGGACGGUGAUGGAACUGUAAGCUUCAAAGACUUCCUGGGUGUCCUUACCGACAGCUACCGCCUGGCUCAGUGCUUGGGCCAGGCGAGGAACAGCCGGUUCUAUGACCCCCAGGGCCUACAGACCCUGUUCUUAGAGAUUCUGUUCAAGCUGAUGAGCCAGGGCUUUGUCCCCCACAAGUUGGUGCAGGAAGUGAUGAGCUACUACACCAAGAAGCAGCGGGCUCUGCGGCCGAACCCAGGCUGGAAGGACCGGUGGCGUGACCACAGCGGCUCCGCGGGCGCUCCCGGGGGCCUCACCUUCUUCUGCCAGGCCGCGCGCCUCAGCGGCCUCUCCAGCAAUGAGCUGGAGCUCUCGCUGCAGAGACUAAACAAAGCAGGUGCGCGCAGCCCCUACUCUCAGAUCCCUAACUUGGCGAGGCAGACACCGCCAGAAAACAGGAGGCAGAAACGAGCCCCGCGCCCUAACGUCCGACUUCUCAAGUCCUGCCAGCCCAGCAGCCGCAAGCUUGGGCCCAACCAAGGGUCUCUCAGCGCCGAGUUCGUGGGCCAGCCAGCAGACCACGUGCGCCCCUCGAAGUUGGCUCCCUCGCCCCCAACUCUAGUGCAGAAGCAGCCCUCCUCCCCUUCGCCAGCCUGUUUGCAGAAAUCUGCUAUGAAAAACGUGUACAAGUAA
Messenger RNA from Puma concolor (puma), 2085 nucleotides. Lineage: Eukaryota; Metazoa; Chordata; Mammalia; Carnivora; Felidae. The record is from RefSeq and is a predicted model, not a curated record.